Amphiprion ocellaris (clown anemonefish) is the source of this 7839-nucleotide messenger RNA. RefSeq names its product ankyrin repeat and BTB/POZ domain-containing protein 3-A. NCBI's taxonomy places the organism in Eukaryota, Metazoa, Chordata, Actinopteri, Pomacentridae. Gene Ontology annotation, cellular component: nucleosome. Gene Ontology annotation, molecular function: protein heterodimerization activity; DNA binding; structural constituent of chromatin. The record is from RefSeq and is a predicted model, not a curated record. The coding region runs from base 290 to 3370 and encodes 1026 amino acids. The transcript has 17 exons.
GCUCGUCUCAGCCCGCGGCUCUCCAGGCUCCGCCCCUCCAUCAGAGUCCUGCCUGCGCUGCGGAGGGUUUGUGCGCUUUCUCUGUCAGGUUACGCGUCUGAAGUUGUGGAAAGGAGGAGAUCGAGGACGUCCAGCCACUUGGAGGAGCAGAAAAGUGGAUGCUCGCUCGUGUCGUGUCGCUCUUUACGCGUGGGAAUACAAAUCACCCGGAGAAGGGAGGGCAUCGGGACGAGUUUGUGGUUUUAUUUAACUGAGAGACCAAGCAUACCCAACAGUAUGCGGUGCAGUUAUGGCAGGCAAGGGUAAGACAGUCGUGAGGACGCUGGAGGAUUUAACGCUUGAUUCUGGUUAUGGUGGAGCCGCGGACUCGGUCAGGUCGUCCAGCGUGUCGCUCUGCUGCUCCGACACGCAUCAGUCCUUCUCGCAUGGGGGCAACUGCUGGCAUCUGACGGAAUCCAUGCACAGCAGACAGAACAGUUUGGACACAGUCAACACCGUCCUGGCGGAGGACACGGAGAUCCUGGAGUGCUCGGGUCAGUGCGCCAAGCUGCCCGAGCUGGAGGACGUGCCGUGGAGCCUGGGCGAGGUGGAGGGCGCGCUGAGGAAGGACGACGAGCUGAUGGUGGGCGACCCUCCGCCGGAGGUCCUGGCGCGGCUGUCGGGGCUCGUCAGCCGCGCUCUGGUGAGGGUGGCCCGGGAGGCACAGCGGCUCAGCCUGCGCUACGCCAAGUGCACCAAGCACGAGAUCCAGAGCGCCAUCAAGGUGGUGCUGUCGUGGACCAUCUCCGUGAACUGCAUCACGGCGGCUCUGAGCGCCCUGUCCCUCUACAACAUGAGCACCGGGGACAAGUUCAGCCGGGGCAAGUCGGCGCGCUGCGGGCUCGUGUUCUCCGUGGGGAAAUUCUUCAGGUGGAUGGUGGACAGUCGGGUGGCGCUCCGGAUCCACGAGCACGCCGCCAUCUACCUGACCGCCUGCAUGGAGAGUCUGUUCAGGGAGGUGUUCGGCCGCGUCCUGCGCAGCGCGCUGGUGGAGAGGGACAACGGGAUCCCCAAGUUUACCCUGGAGUCCCUGGAGCAAGCCAUCAGCAACGACUCGGAGAUCUGGGGUCUGCUGCAGCCCUACCAGCACCUCAUCUGUGGCAAGAACUCCAGCGGUGUGCUGAGCCUGCCGGAGAGCUUGAACCUGCACCGGGACCAGCAGCGCUCGGGGAGGGGCAGCGAGGGUCACGGAUACACCCAGGCCGAGCUCCGCACGCUGGAGCAGUCUCUGCUCGCAACCCGGGUGGGCAGCAUCGCAGAGCUGAGUGAUUUGGUGUCCCGGGCCAUGCACCACCUCCAGCCGCUGCACAUCAAGAACCCCAGCAACGGGACUCCGGUCCACCAGAAGACCAACACCACAGUGCACUGGGAGCCCGAGGCCCUCUACACCCUGUGUUACUUCAUGCACUGCCCACAGAUGGAGUGGGAGAACCCCAACGUCGAGCCCUCCAAAGUCACCCUACAGACCGAGAGGCCGUUCCUGGUGCUGCCUCCGCUGAUGGAGUGGAUCCGGGUGGCGGUCGCCCACACCGAACAUCGACGAAGCUUCUCUGUGGACAGCGACGACGUGAGGCAGGCUGCCAGGCUGCUGCUGCCCGGUGUAGACUGUGAGCCGCGACAAAUAAAAGCCGAGGAUUGUUUCUGUGCCACCAGAAAGCUUGAUGCAGCCUCCACAGAGGCCAAGUUCCUGCAGGAUCUGGGCUUCAGGAUGCUCAACUGUGGCCGGACGGACCUGGUCAAGCAGGCCGUGAACCUCCUGGGCCCUGAUGGCAUCAACAGCAUGAGUGAACAGGGAAUGACCCCUCUCAUGUACGCCUGUGUCCGUGGUGACGAGGCCAUGGUUCAGAUGCUGCUGGACGCCGGAGCCGACAUCAACAGCGAGGUGCCCAGCACAGUAAACAAGCACCCCUCAGUUUAUCCUGAAACGCGCCAGGGGACACCACUCACUUUCGCCGUGUUACACGGACACGUCCCUGUCGUGCAGUUGUUGCUGGAUAACAGAGCGAAUGUGGAGGGCGCCCUGCAGGAUGGGGCAGAGAACUACACGGAGACCCCGCUUCAGCUGGCCGCCGCCGCAGGUAACUUUGAGCUCGUCAGUUUGCUUUUGGAGAGAGGAGCCGACCCCAUGAUCGGGACCAUGUGUCGAAACGGCAUCUCCUCGGCCCCGCUGGGAGACAUGAACUCCUACAGCCUGGCAGCAGCACACGGCCACAGGAAUGUAUUUCGGAAGCUCCUGUCCCAGUCAGACAACGAGAAGGGGGAUGUGCUGUCCCUGGAGGAAAUCCUGGCCGAGGGUUCGGAUCCAGGGGAGAAGAGGUUGGCUCCUCAUCCCAACGGCGGAGGGACCCUGCGAACAGGAAAGGCCAAACUGAGGGCCCUGAGAGAGGCCAUGUACCAUAGCGCAGAGCACGGCCAUGUGGACAUCACCAUAGACAUCCGCAGCUUAGGCGUUCCCUGGACGCUGCACACCUGGCUCGAGUCCCUGCGUACCUGCUUCAUCCAGCACCGCCGCCCGCUGAUCCAGGGCCUGCUCAAAGACUUCAGCUGCAUCCAGGAGGACGAGUACACGGAGGAGCUGAUCACGCACGGACUGCCGCUCAUGUUCCAGAUCCUGCGCUCCAGCAAGAAUGAGGUGAUCAGCCAGCAUCUGUCAGUCAUUUUCACGCAGUGCUACGGACCCUUCCCCAUCCCCAAGCUGACGGAGAUCAAGAAGAAGCAGACGUCACGCUUAGACCCUCACUUCCUGAACAACAAGGAGAUGUCUGACGUUACCUUCCUGGUGGAGGGGAAACCGUUUUAUGCACAUAAAGUUUUGCUGUUCACAGCUUCGCCCAGGUUCAAGUCACUGCUCCAGAACCGACCGGCAGCAGAAAACACCUGCAUUGAGAUCAGCCAUGUCAAAUACAAUAUAUUCCAUUUGGUCAUGCAGUAUCUGUACUGUGGAGGCACCGAGUCGCUGCACAUACGCAACACCGAAGUAAUGGAGCUCCUGUCUGCAGCCAAAUUCUUCCAACUAGAGGCCCUUCAGAGACACUGUGAGAUCAUCUGCUCCAAGAACAUCACCACUGAAACCUGCGUGGACCUCUACAAACACGCCAAGUUCCUUGGUGCUGCAGAGCUGACGGCUUUCAUCGAGGGCUACUUCCUGAAGAACAUGGUGCUGCUGAUCGAACUCGACAGCUUCAAGCAGCUUCUGUACGAACCUCCGGCCCCCGAGAGCCCCGCGUCCAGCCCCGGCAUCUGCAGCGACAUCCUCCUCGACCUGGAGAAGACUCUGGCCACCCGCAUCCACUCCAUCCACCUGUCCACCUCCAAGGGCUCCGUGGUGUGACGCCGUCGUCCCCGGAGCCCUCCGAUCCAGCCACAGCGUCCAUGUAACACCACUUUCUAGCAUCCAGCGUCCCGCCUGUGUAGACAAUGUGCUCCACCUGUCCUGGCCCCACUGCUGAAGAGGAGCUGUCGGAUGUUUCUGUGUCAGGAAUUCCCUUUAAUUCUGCUUGUUGCAGCUCGCCGAGGGUUAAUGUCGACAGAGUCAGUGAGGGAACUUUCUCGUCUUGUCAGGGGCUUGAACUCUUGUCCUCGUGGCUCCCAUCGGUCACCUCACACCUCAUAUAGUAAGAAAAACUUUAAAAAAAAAAAAAAAACAGAACUGCCUCAACCCAACAGUACCACUUAGAUCUUACCGUGAUUAUAGAACUUUCUAUUGUAUUUCAUAUAGGAUACAUGCAUGGAAUACAUAAGUUUUUCACUCUAAAAGGUAGAGUAGAGUCAAUAAAUGCAGCUGUCAUCAUCUCUGGUUUACAAAUCACACUUUACGGAAAUGGACGCCAUCACAGCAUAAAGUUUCACACAUGCCAAAAUAUAAAUAUAAUCCUAUAUCCUAUACAACCAAUAAAAGUCAUUAGUAGCAAUGCCAGCAGGCGGACUUUUAGAUGGACUUAUUUGAACUUCUCUACAUUUCAUCCUGUCACUUCUGUGUUGGAUACGUUUCACUGUGUUUUAUCGACUGUGUGCAGAGGCCAAACCCAUCACAGGAACUUCCAACGUGGCCGACGCUGCAGCCAGUUGCUGAUUCAACUAAAGACGGCCCACUCAGUGAGAUCUAUGCUGACUUAUGCUUGAAAUGUGGAUGUCCAACUGGGAAAUUAACUUGCGAUAAGUCCACGGAUACUAUUUUUUGCAUGACACCUCCUCAGCUGAGCUGCCCUCAUGUUGCUUUUUAUGCAGAGCUUACUUCAUGGACCACUUUCGCAAAGGGGGAAGCAAAGGGGGAAAACGCUGCUUAUUAAACUUUCUAUACACUGCAAAACGGAUUGAGCGGGACUUGGAGACGGGCUUCACUUGGCAGGGACUUUCUCUUUAAAGAUAUCUAAAGCAAAGUGUAAAUACGUUCUGAGAGUCAUCGUGCUGGUCGGUCCUUUUUGUAAACUGAUGUACAGUAUUCUCCCACACUCGCUUGGCUGACGACACCAGUCUCACUGAAUGUUGCUCCCUGCCGUGUGUCUUGUUUAUGCAAACUUGCAUGUUUAAUCUGUUUGUACGACUCCUCUGUUUUGCUUUAGGCGUGCUUCUCUGUGUAGAUCUGUAGGGCUGAUUGGGGUGUCCAUCGUUCCAGUCCAAUCAAAGUCAUUUUCCCGUCGAUUGUUUUUUCCUCUUUCUGACACAUUCCAAGUUAUCAGGGUAGAUCACCAAAUGCAUAUUAAUGUCACUUUUGGUUUUAGGAUUCAUUCACAUGAAUUCUGUGAGGUUGGCUUUCUGCACACUGUCAGCGCUGAGGUUAUUAGAGAUGCAAUUCCACCUGCGAUCUGUAUCUGGAUACGUUAUCAGAUCUAUGGGCAUUUACGCCUGGGAUUGAAAUGGGUCGUCUAAUUUGUGCCUGUAAUUUGAUCCGGCCUCAGUAUAGAAAUUUCGUUGACUAGUCAACAAACAUGGCACAUCCCAGGUCUGCUGUAUGCUGUCAGUUUAUUCCUGCUGCUGUCUGAAGCUUUUGUCAGGUUCUCUUGAGUCCAGAGCUGGAGGUUGAUGCUGUCAGACUGUCAAGGUUGCUUUUAUUUAGGGCUGAAAUAUAAACACAGUCUGGCCAUCUCUAGAUGUGGUCUAGCUGAUGUGAUCAUUUCCAGAUUCUAGUGCAUUCUGCAUGUAUUUACACUGGAGCCCACCCAUACUGGAUUUUUGGGACCGAUAUGGAGGAGAAUUUCCAUAUCCUGGCUGAUUUUCUUUAUAUAGGUGUUAGAGUACAAUUGAGUUUUUUGACUUUCCAGCAAUGUAUUUCACUAACUAGUUGGCAACUUACUGUAAAUACACAACUUGGCUCUACUACACAUGGCUGUAGUAAAAAGAGUAGAAGAAGUCAGGAAAAAAAACAGUUGUUUGAAGAAAGAAGCUGAAUUUUGGCAUCUUAAAAAGUCUUUGGGAAUUGUUUUCAGCCAGGAAAGGUUGUAUUUGUUCUUUCAUUCCAACUGGCAUUGGCCAUGUUUCAGUGUUUCAUGAUGUCCAGAUGUGAAACUAUCAAAUUCUGAAAGUCUAAACCAAAAUAUAUAUAGUUUUUACAGUUGACUGAGGUGGAAAAGUUUGGUUCAUAGAAUUCAGUAACUGUAGAAUUUGAGAAAAAGCAAUUGAAAAGGGGGUGAGCAAAUUCUGUGUGAUGUACAGAAAGCAGUGAGAAGAGUGUAAGUUCCUGAAAUGAAAACAUGAUCGUCAUUUGUCAUUUCCCUUCAUGUGAGGUUUGACUGGUACAAUUGUAACUACAUUAUCACAUUGCUUCCUCUUCUUCUGCUUUUUAAUGGCAUAGGAGUGGAGAGUUAGCGUCAAUCGUAAAAGCUCAUCCAGCAGCUUGUGGCACUUCACAGCUUCAUCCAAUUAGCUAUACAAAGCAACGCAUUGUUGUACUGAAGCUAAAAAAGGGACCAAAUCUCACACCUGAGACAGCAAGUCAGUAAAAGAUCCAAAUGGUAUGUCCAGAAAUGUUCAGUAAAAGAUAAAAUGGGCAAUAAUCUUUUAUCAACAAAAACAUAAGGUGCAGAAAAUGUGGUGUUGUAGGAGUUGUUGUGAUCGUCUCAGGUGUUUGGUUUGGAGGAUGUGGUCCCUCUUUUUGACCGGUUUAUUGUUCCACUUGUAAAUCUGAUGCCUGACAAUCGUCCAUGUUGUGUCUGAACUCAGUGCUGAAAGUGUGCAGUAAGUUCACCUUUGGUUGCACAUGAUUGUUGUGUAUUUAAUGACCGCCUCUGAAUUCUACAAGGACCAAAAUGCUCAACUUGACACCAGAUAUUCAACAGCAGAUGAUGCUCGCUCGCUGAGAAAGAGCAAAAACCUCAACAGUUCAAGAGCAUUUUCAUAAAACCCAGCUGACUUUCCGACGACCCCUCACUACACGGUAUACUUCAUGAAUGUAACAACGCAACAAGAGCUGAAUAUUAACAAAAUGUGCAAUGUUUCCACUUCAGCAAGAAACCAAAAGAAGAUGCUUCCGUCUGCACAAUGCAAACGUCUCUCCAUACGUUGUGAUUGUUGUUUCUUCAUUUGUCCUCAAGAUAAAAGACAAAUCUUAUGACUUCAAAUAUUGUAGCACAUUCAAAAUUAUUUAAAUACUACCUUUGGGCCCAAUAAGUCACUUCAAGAGAACAUAAAGAUGAACUGGUUUUAGGUUCUGUAAAUAGUUACAGAAAGGGGAAUAUAGAUAUUAUCCUACAACUUUAUUUUCUUACCUACAUGCAUAGCACUAUAUAUUUUAUUUUACAUUCUGCAGCUAUUUUGUUUUACAAAAGUGAAAAAGAUUAUAUAAAAAGAUGCUUUAAAAUUAUGAAAUCGAGCAAUAUUUCCAUUAGAUUGUAUUACUUUGAGUGGUGCAAUGAUUAAUAUGCCACAGGAGCUGAACAGAACAGACUUAGAGUGACUGAAAAAAAGCCUGAAUAUAUUACUUUUUGGGACCUACGGUGUGUUUUCUUUGACAUACUCAUUUUUGAAAGCACACUUGUUAAGCCGCCGUGCUGUUGAUUUUACCCUGAAUGCUUUCCAAAAGCCAAUUCCUUCUGUUAUUAACACACAUUUGCAUGUUUGACUUCGCUCUGACUCAUCACAUUUGAAUGGAAACUCGCUUCGUCAAUGUGAACUGUAACUUAAAGAUGCAAACCAUUUUGUCUCCACCGAGGUAAAAAGGUUCAUAAUGAUGUCAAGCACUUUCUGUGCCAGUGUUACUGUAGCCUCACACAGUCAUUUAACAGUGAGUCUUCUUGUGAAUCCAACUGCAGCUGAACAUGGUUUCAACAUUCAAAUAUGAAAAUCAGCCAAAAGACUUUAAGCUGUUUUUAUUAGUCAUUAGCAGAAAGACUAACGUUGCCCCUGUACUGGCGCUUUGGACUCCGAAUUGGGUCGAAGCUGUAGAGUUCCGCAUGGCUCUUCUUGUUUAAUGUUGUUGAGAAUGUGCCCUGUACACCAGCUUCGUCGCUAACGAGUCUCUCCCUUUAUUUGUCCGAGCAUUUAUUUGCCUGCGUUCGUGUUCCUGGUAAUAAACAACAUUUCUCCUAGACGCAGUGGAAACAUGCAUGGGAUGUUCACUAGAUUUACACUCCACAGGGGGGAUGAACUUUUUUGCUAUUUUUCUUUUCCUUUGAUGAGAACAUGUAUAUUGUACAAAAUAUAUAUAUAAAUAUAUAUAUAUGAAAUAUAAAUUAUACAUGGUGUGAGAGCAGGGAUGUGGUGGAGUAUAACAACAAACAGGAAUGUUACACUCGUGCUACAGUUUCUGUUGUUCCAUGACAUGCUUUUGUGGACAGCUAAUAAAAGACCACAGUUUAAACCAUA